UCAUUCAAAUCAAAAUCUAAAAUCCAAUCCUGUGUACCCCUUUUAAUAAAUACAAAUAAAAGCCCCCCAAAGCUUUCCCACCUCUUUUCAUUUUUCCUUCUCUGCAGUCCCUUCCUCUGCAGUCUCCAGCACUCCGUCUCAGGUGAGAAAUGGCGGGAAAAGGAGGGAAGGGGCUAUUGGCGGCGAAGACCACGGCGGCUAACAAGGAUAAGGACAAGGACAAGAACAAGAAGGCGCCCGUCUCCAAGUCAUCUCGGGCCGGUAUCCAGUUUCCUGUGGGAAGAAUUCAUCGGCACCUGAAAGCAAGGAUAUCUGCGAAUGGACGAGUUGGGGCCACUGCUGCUGUUUACUUGGCUUCAAUUCUUGAGUAUCUGACAGCGGAGGUGCUUGAGCUGGCUGGAAAUGCAAGCAAAGAUUUGAAGGUGAAGAGAAUCACACCCAGGCAUCUGCAGCUUGCUAUUAGGGGAGAUGAGGAGCUUGACACACUGAUCAAGGGAACCAUUGCUGGAGGUGGAGUCAUCCCUCACAUUCACAAGUCCCUUAUCAACAAAACCUCCAAAGAUUAGCCUCUUUGUACCUGAUUUCUCUAAGGCUGUUAACUGUAGGACCAACGUGUUUGACUUGUGACUCAUCUCCUUAUUUGGUAGUGUAGACUUUAUUUCCUCGUACAAGUCUGUUCAGAUGAGCUAGGUAGGUUUUAGUAUAUAUUGGUAAUCUUCUGUGUUCAUUUUCUUUAAAGUGGUGUCUUUGUUUAAGGUAGGAGUGCUGUUUGUUGAAUUGUUUUUAAAUGUGGUCUCUUAGCUAGCCACCUUUAACUAAUAUCUAUGGUUCUGUAAUAUGAUGAUUUGAUGAUGUUUAAAUUGGUUGGUCA
This is a messenger RNA of Alnus glutinosa, 871 nucleotides long. RefSeq names its product histone H2A variant 1. Bases 150 to 566 code for a protein of 138 amino acids. Gene Ontology annotation, cellular component: nucleosome. The record is from RefSeq and is a predicted model, not a curated record. NCBI's taxonomy places the organism in Eukaryota, Viridiplantae, Streptophyta, Magnoliopsida, Fagales, Betulaceae. The transcript has 3 exons. Gene Ontology annotation, molecular function: protein heterodimerization activity; structural constituent of chromatin; DNA binding.